UGUGAAAAUUAUUACAAACGAUGAUAGAUAAAUAUAAAACAUUUUCUUGUUUCGUAAAUGGCGCUUGAAUUGACGUCAUUUGUGACAGAGAGCGUGUUAUAAAUUGAAUACUUCGAAGAGGAUCGAAUCUGUAGGAGUACGGUAUAUUGUGUUAUACACACACUGUUAAAGGAGUGAUAGCAAGUGACAGUUCUUCGUGUUUAUGCAAUCUGAUACUUUGAGAAGUGGAAAUGUUGGCGUACACUUAAAAUGAAUUUUAAUUCCUUGUUGUUAUGAAACUCGAAUGAUAUAUAAGUGCGUUUUAAUCGUCAUAACUGCCUAAAUAAAAUAGCACUAUUGAUAUUAUACAUACUUGUCAACUUGUCAAAAGCUAUAAAGAUGGAACAGAUAAAGAUUCCUAAGGUAGAAAAUGUACGAAUGUUGGAUAAAUAUAGCAAUAACCAUUCCGUUGGUACACUUUACUUAACGGUGACACAUCUGAUCUUCGUUGAAAGAAGUGGCAAAAAGAAAAUAUGGGUAUUAUACACGCAUAUCUCAAACAUAGAAAAACAGCCAUUGACAACAACAGGAUCACCAUUGUACAUUAAGUGCAAACAUUUUUUUAUUGUUACAUUCGUUAUCCCAAAAGAACGUGAUUGCCAUGAAAUUUAUUUAACAUUAUUAAAGUUAUCUUGUCCAGCUAGUUUGGAAGAUUUAUAUUGCUUUAAUUAUCAAGAAAAUGAAGAUAUAUUACCCCGGCAUGCAGGAUGGACUUUUUUCAAUAUACAAAGUGAAUUUCAGCGGCAGGGUGUUCCAAAUGAAGAAUGGUCACUUUCAUAUUUAAAUACUAAUUAUGAACUUUGCGAUACUUACCCAAGGUACUUAUAUGUUCCUAAUACGUGUACUAACAACAUUUUAUCGGGCAGUGCAAAGUUCAGGAGCAGAGGAAGACUGCCAGUUUUAACUUACUUACACUCAAAUAAGGCUGCCAUUUGUCGCUGUAGUCAACCACUCUCAGGAUUUAGUGCAAGAUGUCCUGAAGAUGAGCAAAUGAUGUAUAACAUAUUAUGUACAAAUCUCAAUUCGAAAUACAUGUAUGUUGUCGAUACGAGGCCACGAAUUAAUGCGUUUGCUAACAGAGCUGCGGGAAAGGGAUACGAAAACGAAAAUUUCUACGACAACAUCAAAUUUCACUUCUUUGGGAUAGAAAACAUUCAUGUAAUGAGAACAAGUUUAAACAAACUGUUGGACUUGCAAAGAUCGACGUCCAUGAGCGCAUUUUUAAGCGGCUUAGAGAGCAGUGGUUGGUUGAAGCACAUUCGCUCCAUUUUGGAAACCGCUUGGUUUAUUGCACGGGCAGUUUCGAAUGGCGUGAGUGUGGUUGUGCAUUGCAGCGAUGGAUGGGAUCGCACUGCACAAGUAUGCUCGCUGGCUGCAUUACUGUUAGAUCCAUAUUACAGGACGAUCCAAGGUUUCCAAGCUUUAAUAGAAAAGGACUGGCUGUCGUUUGGUCAUAAAUUUAGCGAUCGUUGUGGCUACAUCAGCAGCGAUGGUAAAGAACUCGCCCCAAUAUUUACGCAGUUCAUAGAUGCAACGUAUCAGCUGCUGCAACAAUAUCCAUACAAGUUUCAGUUCAAUGAGUAUUUUCUUUUAACAUUACACGAUCAUGUACAUAGUUGUCAACAUGGCACGUUCAUCGGUAAUUCAGAAAAGGAAAGGCAAAUUUUAAGAUUGUCUGAGCGAACGUAUUCAUUAUGGGGCUACUUGGCAAACAACAUGAACGAGUAUAUAAACCCAAUUUACAGGUGCAAUCGUUACAAUAACGAGGAGUCUGUCGAUGUACUUCGACCUAAACUGGCGCCACAAUCUAUUAUCCUUUGGAGAAACUUGUAUUUCAGAUUUGAAAGUGGGAUACACCCUAGGGAGACAUGCGAAGACUUGCUACUGACGAUUCAUGAUCACACGAGUUCUUUAGAGGAUCAUGUGAAACUUUUGCUAAAACGAAUCAACUUUCUGGGACAAAUUUUAAGUACAAACGCAAAUAACACUCAGAGGAAGGAAAAGCAUAAAUUUGAUAAUAAAUUCAUGAAGGAAACUUUAUCGGAGACCAUAAUAGAGAAUACUGCGAAUCACGACGAGAAGUUAAAAGCUAAAUUAAAGACGAAUCAAUUGGAGAAUGAGUUGAAGACGGUUGCUUUAGAGUGGAAAUCGUCGCGAAAUAUGGAAGAAUGUGGAUGUUCUACUACGUUUGAUGCUUUCAACAAGAAGCAUCAUUGCUGGUCCUGCGGUGAUGUGUUGUGCACAAGGUGUAUGGCGGUGCACACCAAAUUACCUGGACACCUGUCGCAACGUGCCGUACCUACGUGUAAAUCAUGUUACCAGAAUUCCGGCAUAUCCGCCACUAGUCCUUAAGUACAUUCUAUUUAACGCCGAUAUAUACUUAUAAUCACUUUGUAAUCCUUAUUUGUAUGUACAUGUCGUUUAAAUGAACGAAUGAAGGUGCGUAGUACACGUGAAA
Ooceraea biroi (clonal raider ant) is the source of this 2497-nucleotide messenger RNA. RefSeq names its product Myotubularin related protein 6 (gene Mtmr6). Gene Ontology annotation, biological process: phosphatidylinositol dephosphorylation. The record is from RefSeq and is a predicted model, not a curated record. Gene Ontology annotation, molecular function: phosphatidylinositol-3-phosphate phosphatase activity; metal ion binding; phosphatidylinositol-3,5-bisphosphate phosphatase activity. NCBI's taxonomy places the organism in Eukaryota, Metazoa, Arthropoda, Insecta, Hymenoptera, Formicidae. Gene Ontology annotation, cellular component: cytoplasm.